CCUUCCUCACCCCGCACAUAUUCGUGGUCCUGUGCUGCUGGGAUUCCAGUGGUUUUCACAUUUCGCCUCGCCAACAAAGAGACGCCGAGCUGCUGUCCCUUACAUCUCCAACGCAGGGAGUGAUGCGCAACUAACGGCCGGCGCUCCUUCGAGGCGAUAACGUACAGAUAAAGAGCAGAAAUACACCUGUGCACUCAAGAAGACAAAUUAGGGAGAGAGUUUGAAGAGUUCUAGGCGGACUUGACUGAGCGCAAAGAGCGAAAAUGGUGUCGGCCGGACUGGAGCUCAUGGGACUGUCGCUGUGCGUAAUAGGCACGCUGCUGGUGAUGGUUUCGUGCGGGCUGCCCAUGUGGAAGGUGACGGCGUUCAUCGAGGCCAACAUCGUGGUGGCUCAGACGAUCUGGGACGGCUUGUGGAUGUCGUGCGUGGUCCAGAGCACGGGCCAGAUGCAAUGCAAGGUGCACGACUCCGUCCUCUCGCUCAGCCACGACCUCCAGGCGGCCAGAGCGCUCACCAUCAUCUCCUCGGUGAUGGGCGUGCUGGGGCUCAUGGUGGUGAUCGCGGGGGCGCAGUGCACCAACUGCAUCCGCGCCGAGUACGUCAAAGCCCGGGUGGUGAACGCCGGAGGGGUCGUUUUCAUCGUCAGCGGUCUGUUCGUGCUGGUGCCCCUCUGCUGGAUGGCCAACAACAUCAUAUCGGACUUCUACAACCCGCAGGUGCCCCCGUCCAAGAAGAGGGAGAUCGGCGCCGCGCUCUACAUCGGCUGGGCGGCCACGGCGCUGCUGCUGAUCGGGGGGUCGCUGCUGUGCUGCUCCUGUCCGUCCAGCGGGACGUCUGGAUACGCGGUGAAAUACGCACCGACCAAGAGAGCCACGCCGAACGGGGAAUACGACAAGAGGAAUUACGUGUAGCUCUUGGGGCUCGCGCACGCCGGUGCGUAAUACUUGACCUGCAGCUAUUCGAAGAAGAAAAUAAGACUGUUUUUUCCACCUGCAGUUUUUCUUUUUCUUUUUUAAUCUGAACUUUAAAAAUCAAUGGAGGCACAUCUGCGUUUUUUUUACCCUGGCCCUCAAUUCGUUCGGACCGCAAAUUCUCAAAUAAUUUGUGUAUAUACAGGAGGUUCUUUUUUUACAAAAAAAAACUAUCGACUAGAAGACGUAGCUCACACGAAAAAGGAGUACCUUUUGUUAGGUACAGACUUUUUUAUGUCUUCAAAAUGAUUAGUGUCUUGACUUGUUUACCGCUGAAACUGCAAACUUCUUAGCUCUUUUUUUUGCCUUAUCGCGCAUUGUCAGCACAAACUCGUACAGUACCGGGGAAUGAAUGCACUCCCACACGUUCAAACAGCCGUUUCCGCGGGUGCAACGUGUUUGAGGACUCCAACCAUGUAAAACGGCAAUAAACAACGAGGAGGAAAAGUGCGCUCCAAUAAGUCUCCGCUGGGCUUUUUUUCGAUGUUUCGGGACUUGAUCGCAGGGGCCGUGACGUUUUGCGGUCUGUAAAUUUGGACUUGUAGACUCCGCGAGAUUCCCGUGGGUAGCAACAUGACAUGUUAUUACAGUCCGCUAUCCGGCUGCACUAAGCACCUGCGACUCUUUUUUUUCUUUCCUUUUUUUGCAACACUGUCUCCGCAGGACGUUUUUUUUUGUUUUCACAAAUCUUCAGAAUAAACUUGUUUUCUGUUAUCUUUGUAGACCUUUGCUGUAAUGAUUUAUUAUUUGUGUAUAUGCAGAUGUAUUAUUGUGUCAUUUUAUUAAGAUUAAACUGAGUAUAUUGUCUUGGA
This is a messenger RNA of Pungitius pungitius (ninespine stickleback), 1783 nucleotides long. It is a transcript of the gene cldn5a, whose product is annotated as claudin 5a. Lineage: Eukaryota; Metazoa; Chordata; Actinopteri; Perciformes; Gasterosteidae. The record is from RefSeq and is a predicted model, not a curated record. Gene Ontology annotation, biological process: cell adhesion; bicellular tight junction assembly. Gene Ontology annotation, cellular component: bicellular tight junction; plasma membrane. The transcript has a single exon. The coding region runs from base 264 to 911 and encodes 215 amino acids. Gene Ontology annotation, molecular function: structural molecule activity.